This is a messenger RNA of Gossypium raimondii (Peruvian cotton), 1578 nucleotides long. RefSeq names its product proline-rich protein 3. The record is from RefSeq and is a predicted model, not a curated record. Bases 33 to 1388 code for a protein of 451 amino acids. The transcript has 2 exons. Lineage: Eukaryota; Viridiplantae; Streptophyta; Magnoliopsida; Malvales; Malvaceae.
CUCUUUGUGCUCGGUAGUUACAGUUGGAAAAUAUGGCUAUCGCCCGUUCCUUGUUGGCUACCUGCUUGCUUUUAUGUUCAUUGCUUGUCAUUGCUUAUGCGAAUGACUAUGGUGGUUAUGAUUCAUCCAAAAGCCCUGCAUAUGAUUAUGGUGCAAAACCAGAAGCAGAACAGAAGACUAACUAUGAAACAAAGCCGAUGCCAAAUGGAGAAGAGAAGCCCGAGUAUGGCACCAAGCGAGUCAACCAACAACAGCCAGAAGAGGAAGAAAAGCCUGAUUAUGGCACCAAGCAAAAUUUCUAUAAACCAGAGCUAGAAGACAAGGAGAAGGCAAUGCCUGACGAGUCAGAGAAACCUGGUUAUAGCACAAAACCACAGCCAGAAGAGGAAGGGAAGCCUGAGUAUGGCACUAAACCAGAGCCAGAAGAGGAAGAAAAGCCUGAGUAUGGCACCAAGCAAAAUUUCUAUAAACCAGAGCUAGAAGACAAGGAGAAGGCAAUGCCUGAAGAGUCAGAGAAACCUGGUUAUAGCACAAAACCACAGCCAGAAGAGGAAGGGAAGCCUGAGUAUGGCACUAAACCACAGCCAGAAGAGGAAGAAAAGCCUGAUUAUGGCACCAAGCAAAAUUUCUAUAAACCAGAGCUAGAAGACAAGGAGAAGGCAAUGCCUGAGGAGUCAGAGAAGCCUGGUUAUAGCACAAAACCACAGCCAGAAGAGGAAGGGAAGCCUGAGUAUGGUACUAAACCACAGCCAGAAGACAAGGAAAAGGAAAUGGCAGAGCCAGAAGAGACAGAGAAGCCUGGUUAUAGCACGAAACCUGUCUACCAAACACAACCAGAAAAGGAAGAAAAGCCUGAAUAUGGCACUAAAAUUAAGUUCUACCAACAGCAACCAGAAGAAAAAGAAGGUAAAGAGAAGCCUGAUUAUGACAACAAAGAACAACCAGAAGAAUACAAAAAGCCAGAAGGAGAAGAGCAGCCUAAUCUUCCCAUUGGUGUUGAAGGGCUUGUUUUAUGUAAAUCAGGUCCCAAGUAUUAUCCUAUUCAAGGUGCUUUGGCAAGGAUAACAUGUCUAGUUGUUGAUGAGAACGGGUACGAGAAGACUCAUUCGGUUUGCAGCGGAGAAACCGAUGCAAAGGGUUACUUCUUUGCGAGAUUGUCUCCUUCGAUUUCAGAGGACGGAAGUUUAAGCAAGCUCACAGAGUGCAAGGCAUUACUUGAAAGCUCUCCAUUGGAGACUUGUAAUGUUCCCGUGAAUGUCAACAAAGGCAUUAGUGGUGCUCCUCUUUCUGAUUUCCGUAUUCUCAAUCACAUGAGGAUCAAGCUUUACUCCGUUGGACCUUUCUUCUUCACCUCUCAACCUAAUAAUUCACUCCCUAAUGGUUACUAAACAAGCAGCUUUAAUUCUUUAUUAUUUUUGUCUGUCUGCUUUGGUGUUGAAGAAGGGGAGUGGGGUUUAUUUCUAUUUAAUCAAUUUGUUCUAUUAACGUGUUAAGUGCUUAAUUUGCUUUAUUAAUAUUUCCCACGAUUAUUUUGUUGGACUAAUAAAGUUCAAUGUUUUAUUUCCCCAUUUUCUAAAA